UUUGAAGCUAACCUUGCAGAUCAAAGGCACAAAAUAUACUGUGAACACCUGAGGCCCCCACCCUCUAAAUACUUAGUCCAGGAAACAAUGUUGAAGUGUAGCGGUCAGAUUCUUGCUUGGUGUCACAUUUCUGUGACCAGGUGGCUGGAAUUUGAGAUCAUGCGUCUGCUGCAGCUGAUCAGCCACUUUUUGAUCGAGUUAUCGGUUGUUAUUACAUGUGGCAGCAUCUGAAAAUGCGGCACUGACCCCCGACGUCAUGUGUGGUGGGUUUCUGCAGAGCCCUCCUGCAGGGUACAGUACAGGACAGUAUGUGACCUGCGAGAGGCUCCCCCGCCAAGACUAAUAAAGUUGUGGUCAUCGAUACGCAAAGAGUUUUAGAUCAGUGGUGAGGGUGGCAUAUCCCCUGACAGGCACGUUAUUACUCAUCAGCCACAGUUCCGCAGAUUGUAUUUCAAGUGUUAGGAAGCUCCUGAGUCACCCUCAAGGCGUUUCUGUCACUGGUGCGCGUGGGUCCCUCCGUCUGCCAUCAGCUCAGCCUACCUGCUGAGCAAGAAGAGCGAGGACACACUGUGACCUGGACCUGGUCCUUGUUGGAUGAGAGGAGUGUGAAGCGGUGAAAACUUACUGCCAAAAGAUGUCUCACCAAACUGGAAUUAUUGCAACAUCUGAGCUGAAAGAUUUUUUGGCCCGAGCGAGGGGAGGUGCCAUCAGAAUCCUGAAGAUUAUCAUCAGAAACGAGGAAUUGGUGCUACAUUCACACAAAGAGCCAGCCCGGAGCUGGGACAAGGAUUACGACCAGUUCCUGCUUCCUCUGCUCACGCCUCUGGAGCCUUGCUACAUCCUCUACCGCCUGGACUCCAAGAACGCGCAGGGUUAUGAAUGGAUCUUCAUUGCAUGGUCACCUGACCAAUCACCAGUGAGGCAGAAGAUGGUGUAUGCAGCGACUCGUGCCACACUGAAGAAAGAGUUUGGAGGAGGUCACAUCAAAGACGAAGUGUUUGGCACGGUGGAGGAUGACGUGUGUUUCCAGGGAUACCUGCGCCACAGGUCCUCCUGCUCCUCCCCAGCUCCUCUCACAGCAGCUGAGCAGGAGUUACAACGAAUUAAAAUCACAGAGGAUAAAGUUGUGUGGGAUGAACGCAGACGAAUUGGGACUCCAACAGCGAGAGCAAGGGUAACUAUGGAGUUUGGCUUGGACAAACGGGCACAGACUCUUCAGGGUCUUGCGUUUCCUUUACAAGAAGAGGCCAAACGAGCUUUGCAACAACUCAAGUAUAAACGCAUCAACUACAUCCAGCUGAGGCUGGAUGUAGACAGAGAGACCAUUGAGCUGGUUCACACUAAACCUACAGAAAUCCACGAACUUCCCUACAGGAUUCCCACAGAUACACCUAGAUACCACUUUUUCAUCUUCAAACAUUCCCAUCAGGGCCAGCAGGAGGAAGCUCUGGUGUUUAUAUACUCGAUGCCUGGGUACACCUGUAGCAUCAAGGAGCGGAUGUUAUACUCCAGCUGUAAGAACAGGCUACUGGACGAGGUGGAGAGAGACUACCAGCUGGAAGUCACCAAAAAGAUGGAGAUAGACAGUGGUGAUGGUCUGACAGAAGACUUCCUGUAUGAGGAGGUCCACCCCAUGGAGCACACUUUAAAGCAGGCAUUCGUCAAGCCCCGUGGACCGGGAGGGAAAAGGGGCAACAAACGCCUCAUCAAGGGUGCAGGAGAAAACGGGGAAGAAAAUUAAACAUUACACACAUUUGCAUAACACAAGCACAGAACACAAUAUCUAAGAAUUUACUUGUUAUUUGAUUUGAAUUUAUUCAUGUCUAGUUUCUUAAUCUAAUCAGUUUUUUUAAGGGGAUGCAUCAUCAUCAUGAAACUGUAAAUUCUUGUUAAAAGUCAUUUAAAUCAUGUGGCAGAUGUUAUAAAACUUACACUCCAUUGUAGGUUUUCACUGUGCAGCCUCAUCUCUGUGUAAUGCUCUAAAAAUAGACAACAGCAACAUACAAUACCAUGUAAAAGUCUUGGGCCACAAGUCAUUUCUUUAGAUUUUGGUUGGAAGGAGUCAGGCUUUCUGCAGGUCUUUUAAAGUUUUUUUCUUUCAACACUGACUGCUUUUUCAGUUAUUUUGAGUCCAGUCCUUGAUCAUUUUCAGGAGAUUUUUUUUAACUUAUUUGUUAAGACUCUUAAC
Oreochromis niloticus (Nile tilapia) is the source of this 2188-nucleotide messenger RNA. RefSeq names its product twinfilin actin-binding protein 2b (gene twf2b). The coding region runs from base 635 to 1741 and encodes 368 amino acids. Gene Ontology annotation, molecular function: actin filament binding; actin monomer binding. The record is from RefSeq and is a predicted model, not a curated record. Gene Ontology annotation, biological process: positive regulation of neuron projection development; actin filament depolymerization; regulation of lamellipodium assembly. Gene Ontology annotation, cellular component: actin filament; cytoplasm; myofibril. Lineage: Eukaryota; Metazoa; Chordata; Actinopteri; Cichliformes; Cichlidae. The transcript has 11 exons.